AUGCUUGCGACCGAUAUGUCGCUAACAGAUCCAGCGUCUCCCAUCGACCCGAACGAGCCGGACACCGCGACCCUGCACCAGCCUGCCCGCCCUACUACAACAGAAGAGAAACGAGUCUGGAGAGAGGGGCAGAAUGCGAUGACCUACAACGCAUGGCUAGCGAACGAGAAAGAGCUGGAGGACGCCUUUCGCAUCUGGCGAGAUACAGACGACGGUAAACGCGAGGUCGCAGAAGUGUACAGCCGCUUCCCAGGUUUGCGGCUCACAUCCAUGGGCGCCGAGGACGUCUCCUGGUUCGUUAGGGAGAUGUCAACCCCAGGUACAUACUUGCGUACGACGUGGGAUGCCGCCCAGAGCGAUCCAAACACCAGACCGGGAUUUUCAGUCCCGCAGCUCAAGCUAUUGGUGCUUUUGGCAUCUCCGCGGCGGUCGCUUAAUACGUGCAACUUUCCUGGCCAAUGCCAGCAACUCUUCCUCUUUUAUGGAUUCAUGGAGUGGCGAAACAUCUUCGGUCCUGAAGCUGGUGAGCGAUCUGACGAAUAUGAUCGUCUCUUCCCCCACUACGGAUAUCUCGAGGGUAACCUUCUUGACUGGCCCCCACCAUGCAAACCAGAAGGCAGAGGGAUUCCAAUGGGAUAUGGAAUCACUCUUCCGCCCGGUGAAGAGAGUAUGCUCACAACGGAGCGUUACCUGCUCAACAAGCCAUUGUACUGGGAUACACCGCCAUACAUCCCAAGUAGCCGCAUAUACCCAGGAACAACUGCAAAGGGCAUAGCCGACAUGCCGGCAGAAGUGCUCGACAAAAUUUUCAAGCGAGUUGCUUUGUUCGGAGGCCCGACCAUCAUGGCACUGAAGAACCAGCCAUCCGCACAUGCUCCCAGUCGUUUCCACGCCACUUUCGCACUUCCAACACAUCGUAUCGAUAUUGAUAGAUGUAUGGUCAGUGACUGGGACGCCCAAUUUCAUCCCUGCACGAAAAUCCCCAAGAUACUCGACCUUCGUAGAGUCUGCCGUGAAUGGGGCGACAUGAUCCGAGACGUCUUCUUUCAGAACACAUUCGUUUUUCGCUGCGAAGAUCAUGGACAUGGUUCAAUUUCCCAGAAUGUUUGGACCAUUUCCACAUCGAUGAGAGAGGAUCGAUACAGCCUGGCCAACUUCAAGAUUCGCUUCGAUCCUAUCUUAAAAGAUGGGGUGGCACAGCCUUUCGAAGGCUCGGAUGAGAUUGGCUUCAGUUACGAAGAAGAAGUAGUCCACCUCGGAGCCAGCCGCAAUACAGGCAGAAUGAUCUUCGGUACCGACGCUCCUUGCGACCGGACCUUCGUUAAGAGAUGGAUCAACAACCAACUGUUCUUGGAUGACGGAGGCCACCUGGCUGUGCGAGCCUUCCGACUGAAGUUCGAUCCUGGUACCCAUGCAAGGGAGCUUUCCAAGCAAUGGCUCUCGGAUAUCUUCCAACACUUGCACAAGAGGGGCGUAGGCGGAAAGACCGGCAGUAACACCUUGCUGCUCGACUGGAGUGCUCGAGACCUGUGA
This is a messenger RNA of Alternaria triticimaculans, 1533 nucleotides long. RefSeq lists its product as uncharacterized. The record is from RefSeq and is a predicted model, not a curated record. Bases 1 to 1533 code for a protein of 510 amino acids. Lineage: Eukaryota; Fungi; Ascomycota; Dothideomycetes; Pleosporales; Pleosporaceae. The transcript is spliced from 2 exons.